GAAAACUUAAACGAUGUCGCCCAGUCUGUCGACAGUGCUGCUUGUGGCCCUCUUGUCUCAGUUGUUUGUGCUGCCGGCUUUGACCAGCAGCAAAGGAGACGAUGCAUCUGACUCGAAAAAGUAAAAAUUCUUGUACUUUGCUUCCAUCGCGGGGGGAAGCCACUACGUGGCCCUGGCCAGAUCGGAAAGGGCACUGGUCCAACAGGGUCACCGUGUUGUAUCCCUUGUUGGCAGCUCCAACUCAAACAGAAGCUGGCAGAGAGACGCCGACGUCUUCUCCUUCGUGGUUUUCAACUCGACCUACACCAAACAGAACAGGACCGAUGUGAUGGACAAUAUAUCCAAGGUGAUCGUGAAAGGGCAUCAUAAUCACUUCUUCGGUCCUUUUCUAAAUUCAGCGAAUCUGACCGGCCGACUGAGUUUUUUAGAUAUGUUUCUUCAAGAGUGUGACAACCUUUUUGGGGAUUCAACCGCCAUGAAGCGACUGCGCAAGGAAAGAUUUGACAUGCUUGUCGUAGACGACAUGAUACCAUGCGGACCACUGUUGGCCCAGGCUUUAGAUAUCCCAUUCGUUCAUAGCUCCGUCUUUUUCGUCAUUCCUUCUAAACACGGGCAUUGGACAGGGCUUCCAAUCGAUCCCUCGUACAUACCGGAGCGCAUCAUGGGACUCACCAACAAAAUGACGUUCUUUCAACGAGUGCAGAAUGUUCUAGCCCACUAUUUCUAUGGAUUUGUCUACUUCCGUCUGGGCAUAUGCAACUUCGAUGGUUAUGAUAAGCUAAAGGUCAAGUACAACAUAAAGCCAGAGAUUAGCACGCUGGAGUCCCAUAAGCAAGCCUUACUGUACUUUCUGCACGGGAGCUUUGCGUUGGAAUUCGCCCGCCCCAUGCAGCCCAACACAAUCCUUGUUCUCCAUCAUCCUGGAGUGCUCUCAAACCAAACGCUGGAAGAGGAUGUCGCCCAGUUUCUGGAUACUGCUCCCUCCGGAGUGGUGAUGUUCUCCAUGGGUUCUUUUGUUACGAUGAUGGAGCGUGAGCAGGCCCAGAUGUUCGCGGAUGCCUUCGCUAUGCUACCGCAUCGCGUACUGUGGCAGACAGGCGCCGACUUGUCAGGACUUCGGCUCGGGAACAACACCAUGGUUGCCAAAUGGUUGCCCAUGAUACAAGCCAUGGAACACCCUAAUGUACGACUGUACGUCAGCCACGGUGCAGCCUUAACCCUUAACGAGGCGAUGUGGGCGGGUUUGCCGAUAGUUGGACUGCCGCUGAUUGAAGAUCAGAUGGACAACUUGGUCCGCGUAGAGACAAAAGGUGUUAGGUUGAAAGUGGAUAUCGCCAGCAUGACACCGAGAACUCUGAGCCAAACCAUCGGUAGAGUCAUGACAGAGCCCAAAUUCCGUGAGAACGCACGGCGCAUCUCCGAGAUCAUGCGGGAUCUCGAGACCUCAGCCUCCCCCGUGGACAUCAUGGUUCGCUGGAUACUGCACGUGACCCGGUUCGGCGGAGAUCACCUACGACCAGCCGUCCAGGAUCUGAGUUACGUCCAGAGGAAUCUUCUUGACGUCUACCUAUUCUUGGCUGUCGUGUUGGCCUUGGUUACCUGGAUCAACGUGACUGUGUGCUGCUGUUGCUUGAGGUGCAUGUGUCGUAGAGGCCGGAAUAAAAACCAUCUCAAGAAGGAGUAGAGAAACUUGGUGAAUCUGCAGUCUUAAAAGUCCCGGGUCAGAUGCGAGUUCGAUCCUUAAUCCGGGUCAGUUUUGACUUGACACUCUUUUGGUCAAAAUGAAAAAUGCCAAAAUGUCAACAUGAAUUAAGUACGCUUUUCAGAAAGACUGUUACAAUACUUAUACUUACAAUAGCAGGCGGCAGCUGCUUGGCACCCAAAUUACACUAUUCUAAAACAGCACACACAAAAACCAGAAUACCAACCAAACUGCAAGCUACAAACAAUAUAAUAUUGAGAUGUGCGUAUAGUUCAAUUUAAAAAGUCUAACCAUACUUUGGGCACAAGCAAAGGCAAAUUAGUCAAGCAAUGU
This is a messenger RNA of Patiria miniata (bat star), 2035 nucleotides long. Its product is annotated as UDP-glucuronosyltransferase 2B20-like. Bases 329 to 1684 code for a protein of 451 amino acids. The transcript is spliced from 5 exons. NCBI's taxonomy places the organism in Eukaryota, Metazoa, Echinodermata, Asteroidea, Valvatida, Asterinidae. The record is from RefSeq and is a predicted model, not a curated record. Gene Ontology annotation, molecular function: UDP-glycosyltransferase activity.